Molecule: messenger RNA, 1066 nt
Organism: Aphanomyces invadans
Lineage: Eukaryota; Oomycota; Saprolegniomycetes; Saprolegniales; Verrucalvaceae
Exons: 2
Coding region: 54-1037 (327 amino acids)
Source: RefSeq, a predicted model, not a curated record
UGCAGGACUUCGACGAUCGAAGAAUUUGGUGCAUUGGAAUUGUUCCAAGAUCGAUGGCCCCUCCGUCCUGGCUCGGUCGGGGUUCGAAUCGAACGUGGUCGUUGCCGAAACCUUGCUAUCGCUCCGUUCAUUUCGACCUUAGCCUGACCAUGCUUGGAUUGUUCAUGCAGCGUCGAUGGGUGCAUGCGCUGCUAGUCCUGUGCAGCUGCUCGCUGUGGGCCACGGGCCUCGACGAAGAGUUCUUCGUUCCGGCCGACGUGACCGACCCAGUCGUGAACAGGACCGCCGAGGCGUUCGUGAACGAGUAUGCGUUGUUCCUGUCGGACGUGUUUGCAGUCGUGCCAGAGAGAACCGUGCUCGAGACCCUUGUGUACAAGCAUCCGUUGGCGAUCCGAAACAACGACGACGAUGAGCUCGUGUACGAGCCAGGGUUUACGUACAAGCUGCUUGUGCUAUUUAAGCUCCAGUGGGACUCCCCAGGGUUCCGGACGACGCCGUUCGUGUCGGUCGGCGAGUGCAUUUACGCGUGCGUGGAAGGCACGGACGGCAACUUGAGCUGUGAAGGGAAGCAAUUCAGCCAGGUCGAGCGCAAGGACGUGGGGGUCGAUGCCCCGGGUGCCCCACGUGCCCUCGAGUUUGUCAAAAGUUCGCUCAACCACGAGUACGACAACGCGCGCAUGACCUUGACGGCGUACGAGACCCAAGACGACGUCGAUCUCGUCGAGUACGUCCAGUUCCAAGUGGAGAACGAGCCCGUCAAGUGCGAGGCCGCGAUCUACACAAGACGGCGCACGGCCGGCGCCGCGACCAAGAAGGUUGUCUACUUUGACGAUGCCUGCAUCAAGGCCACGUACAAUGGCCUGAACCUGGACACGUUUGAGCAUAUCCAACGCACGGACGUUGGCAUCUUCCUCAUCGGGAUUGCCCUCGCCGCAGCCGUUGUGGCCACUAUCGUCGUGUACCGCCGACAACUCUUGACGGCUAAAGGAACGUACCGCAGCAUGCACAUUCGGUUUGGUGGCGACACAGUCUUGUAAUUUUCAACAUGGAAAACAACUCUACGCAA